Molecule: messenger RNA, 234 nt
Organism: Fulvia fulva
Lineage: Eukaryota; Fungi; Ascomycota; Dothideomycetes; Mycosphaerellales; Mycosphaerellaceae
Exons: 1
Coding region: 1-234 (77 amino acids)
Source: RefSeq, a predicted model, not a curated record
AUGGCGUCCACCGGCUUGGCCAAGGCCUACUUCGAGAAACUGCAGGAAGCAGAGCGACAGAUCUUCGAGCUCACAGAGACCGUCGCCGAGAGGGACAAGCAAUGGACAGAGUUGAACAACUCCAUGAAGACAGAAGAUGGUUGUGGCUCAGCGCCAUCGAAGGACGAUGAGACGGAGCGCGACCUGCGCGCACAGCUGAACGCCCCCGAGAGGGAGGCAAACCACCAGGACUAG